Messenger RNA from Aspergillus piperis CBS 112811, 1356 nucleotides. Its product is annotated as putative cell wall protein. The transcript has a single exon. NCBI's taxonomy places the organism in Eukaryota, Fungi, Ascomycota, Eurotiomycetes, Eurotiales, Aspergillaceae. The annotation marks the transcript as partial. The record is from RefSeq and is a predicted model, not a curated record.
AUGCGUUCCGACAAGCUUCUCGUGCUCGCCGGUCUGGCGAGCUAUGCUCUCGCUCUCCCCACGAAGGACUUGGACCCCCGUACCUUUGGCCUCGUCGCCGAGAUUCUCACUGACCUUGGUGAGGAUCUGACCGGUUUCAUCGAGGCCCUCCUUGGCGGCGGUGUCAAGAGCUCCGCAAGCCUCCUCACUGGUAUCAGCGCUCAGGCAGCUGCUGUCCUCGAAGGUGGUGCUCUGGGUUGCACUGCCGGCAAGAUCGAUGCCUCCGCUCGUGCGGAGCUGGCCGCGUGGAUCCGUGCUCAUGCCAGCUUCGAUGCCUCCCUCAAGUCGUCUCUGUUGGCCUGGUGUGAGGGCGAGGAUUCUGCCACCUUGUCCGUCGAUGUCCGUGCUGGUCUCGCUCUAUUCAUCCCCACCUGCGCCGAGGUCGCUGCCAAGGGCGACAUCUACGUGACUGUCGAUGGUAUCUUCUCUGUUUCCGACCUUGAGGCCGCUGUUGUCCUCAGCUCUUCUUUCCAGUCUACUCUGUCUACUUUCAUCUCCGGAUCCGUUGGUGUUGAAUUGGAUGCCGACAUCAAGGCUGGUCUUUCCCUCUGUGCUGGUGGUGGUGUCGUCGCCGACCUUGCUUCGGAUAUCGAGGCCGCCCUGAAGGUCUGGCUUAACGGCUCCGCGUGCUCUCUGAGCGCCUCCCUCAAGGCUGCUGUCCUUGCUUGGUUGGAGGGCAAGGCUAGCGUGUCUGGUGUUGUUACCAUUGGCACUGUGCCCACUGCUGGUCUCACCACUGUCUCCGUCGGUGCCGCCAUCAACGCCCUUGUCGAAACCUCCGGUGCCCUCACCGCUAGCGCCCAGGCCUACCUCUCUGCCUUCCUCAAGUCCUCCCUCGCCACCGACAUUGAGGCCGAUGUUAAGGUCGUUCUGGAGGCCUGUAUCUCGGGCAAGCUUGCCACUUCCAUCAGCGCCGAUGCCCGUGCUGCCCUGGCAGUCUGGCUCUCCGGCGAUAGCUGCCAGCUGGGCGUCGAGCUGAAGGCCGUUCUCUACUUCUGGCUCUCCUUUGCCCUGAGCGGCGACGUCACCGUUGACUUGUCCACUGACAUCAUUACCGAACUUGAGACUUUCAUUACCGGUACCAUCGACACUCUCAUCGGUGUCAACAUUAGCGGCGUGCUCUCCCUGCUGCUGUCUGGCGAGAGCCUGGCCUCCCUCUCCCUGGAGUCUCGUGCUGAGCUGUCUGCUGUCAUCGGUGGCUGCGCGGGUGUUGAUAUCAGCUCCUCCAUUGAGAUCAUCGUCAUUGAAUGGCUUACCGGCUGCAGCAUCCCCGGCGGUCCUUCUAUCGGCUCUGGCUCCGGCUCCGGAUCUUCCUCC